Molecule: messenger RNA, 1327 nt
Organism: Athalia rosae (coleseed sawfly)
Lineage: Eukaryota; Metazoa; Arthropoda; Insecta; Hymenoptera; Athaliidae
Gene: Dcps
Product: m7GpppX diphosphatase
Exons: 5
Coding region: 236-1249 (337 amino acids)
Biological process (GO): deadenylation-dependent decapping of nuclear-transcribed mRNA
Cellular component (GO): nucleus; P-body
Molecular function (GO): hydrolase activity; RNA 7-methylguanosine cap binding
Source: RefSeq, a predicted model, not a curated record
UAUGCCAUCUUUCACUUUGUCUGAUAUUGAUAAUUUACGAAAAAAAGAUAGCAUAUUUAUAUUGAGCAGGGUAAAAUAAAACUCCGUAAUGUAUCGUUAAUGUUAUGAAAUCGUCCGAACUUUCAACCCGGCCGGACUAAGCUGUCAUCACAGUAUCGGGAGUUUAUUGUGAUAAUUGACUAACGAGAAUAGUAUUUAAUAGUUAAUUGAUAUCAGUGAUUAAUAUACAUACGCAAUGGCUAACGCUGAAACCAAUACUAUAGACAAAGAGCUAUGCGUUAAUCCUAAGAAGUUCAAGUCAGAAAAUGAAGAUUCUAAGCGCAUUGAGAAUACCGUUCAUCAGAAUUUGAAAGAUUUAUCAAAGUUUAAGUUAAAACGUGUAAUCAAUAAUAAUGCACAAAAAAAACUAUUGUGCGUUGAAGGAACGUUCACAGGUUACGAUGGAUCUGCUCUAGUAUUAUUAGAAAAGAAAGCUUUUGUCGAGGAUAACCUUGAUGAACAUCUAUUCAACGAUAGCUCAAUACUUAGUAAAGAAUUUGAGAAUGAUUUAUACGGAAAUUACAAUUGUUUUCCAUUGGUAAAAUACAACAGUAUAAAAACCACAAUCAUUCAUCCAGCGACUGAAAAACAUAUUGCAAAAUUUGAGAAUCAACCGGUCCACAUCGUGGAUGAAACUGCUGAAUUGUAUAAGGAAGUUACUCUCACCCAUUUGAACAAGGAACAAUUUUCUUUACAGUGGGUUUAUAACAUAUUGGAACAUAAGGCAGAGCAGGAAAGAAUAGUGUUCGAGGAUCUAGACCCAAUAACUGGUUUUGUUUUGAUACCAGAUUUGAAAUGGGACGGUAGUCUAGAGACUUUAUAUCUUCUGGCGAUUCCAAUGCAGCGGGGAAUAAAAUCAAUAAGAGAUUUGAACGAUUUGCACUUACCCUUGCUCAAAAAUAUCCGAGACUCUGGAACCAAAGCAAUUUCCACAAAGUAUGGAGUACCUACAUCCCAACUGAGAAUUUACUUCCACUACCAGCCCUCAUUUUAUCAUCUCCACAUUCAUUUUACAUAUCUGAAGUACGACGCACCAGGAAUAUUCACCGAGAAGGCUCAUCUAUUGUCUACAGUAAUAAACAACAUAGAAUUAAUGGGUGAUUAUUAUUCAAAAGCAACUUUAUCGUUUGCUGUAAAAGAAUCAGACACCUUAUUCGCAAAAUAUCAAGAGCAUGGGGUCUUACCAGUUAAAUCAGCUGAAGUCAAAUGAUUUUUGAAAGUUAUUUUGUAACUCCCGAUGCACAUCUGUAUUUCUGAUAUUCAUUAAUAAAUUUUGGUAUAACUGAAA